AUCUAAUAAACAAAUAAUAAAAAAAUAGAUUAAGAUAAAUUUAGUUUACAUUUUCACAAUAAAAAUUUAUCUCUGAAUGCUAGUAUUAUAUUAUAGUUAUUACCUAUUCUAUUUGCUUUGUCUGACUUUCAACUUUUAAAUAAAAUGUCUAGGAUUUCAUCAAAGGAGUAUUUUACCCCGACAUUUAUAAUGUCAUCUGUGCAGCGGGCUUUUACUCAAAAAUUGAGUAAACAGCAUGCAGCUGACGUUAGACGUCAGAUUGCUACAUCUACCUCAUAUUCACGUGAUCUGUCAAAGAGUGGCAGCUCAUUCUCAGGCUUUUCUUCCACGAUGUCACUAUGUGAGGUAUUAGAGCCACUAGACUACGAAGAAUUUUUGGCUCAACAUCAGUCAGUUCUUGACCGUGAUCCUCUUAAAUCAAUAUUAGAUUUUCCACCUGGUGAUGUUGAAUUAAAAAUUGUAAAAAGAAAAAUCAGAACAGAGGAACCAAUCGUGCCUCAUGAAUCUAUGGAUAUAGUAUCUCCUUAUGUCAGAAGAUGUAUUGAAAGUUUCACUUCAGAUUGGGUAAUAGUACACAGAAAAUAUAAACGUCGAGUUUCUCCCAUAGCAAGAGACAGACUUCUUCAGGAUACUCCAAGACAAGAUUUCGAGGUGGAUCAAGAGGAUACAAAUGGUUCAGGAUCACCAAAUGAAGAGGAAGAUUUAUCUAAUUGUGGAGAUACACCAAGAGGAUCCUGGGCAAGUUUAGAUUUAAGACAUUCGCAACAUGAUCCCCUUCUUCCCAGCUUAUUGGACAGAGUUUGUCCAGAAACCAUUGAUCAAAUGAACGAGCAAAAACGAUCAGAAGAUCGUCAAGAAGCAUUAUUUCCACUUUAUGCACCUCCAGCUUCUCCUGAUGAUGAGUGGCAGGAAAUUGGCAUAGCACCAGAACCUACAGAACCUUUUUCACAUAAAAUUCUUGUGAAAUGUCUCCAACUGAAAUUGGAAUUGGAGGUUGAACCAAUAUUCGCGAGUUUAGCUUUAUACGAUGCCAAAGAAAAGAAGAAGGUAUCUGAGAACUUUUAUGUAGACAUGAAUUCGGAAGGCUUAAAAAGGAUGCUUGGUAGUCAUAUUGCAUACAGUGAUGCCAGUACUUUAGCAAGAAGCUGUGUUAUGAGUAUUAGCAAGCCUAGUCCAGAUUUAUUUUUAGUCGUUAGACUUGAAAAGGUAUUGCAAGGUGAUAUCUCUGAAUGCGCUGAACCAUAUUUACGUGAAGAUAAAAACAAAGAAAAAGUAAGGGCAGCUGCUGCAGCUGCAUGUGAGCGUUUAGGUCGAUAUAGAAUGCCACUUGCAUGGACUGCCAUUCACAUUUCUGGUGUGAUAGGAGGAGGUGGAGAUACAGAUAGUACAGGAAGUGCUGGAUCUUUAGACAGAAAAUCGGGUGGACUGGAACAAUGGCGUAAAAAAGUGGAACCGCCCGCCAGAAGAGGAUCUUUAGAAAGAAGAAGUUCAGAUAAAAGACGUAGUUGGUCGCCAGACGAUUUUGCUAAUUGUCUUGAUACAUUUAGGCCUAUUACAUUGACUGUUUCAAGUUUCUUUAAACAAGAAAGUGAACGACUGAGAGACGAAGAUUUAUACAAACUUUUAGUCGAACUACGGAGACCUGGUUCUAAUUUAAAGAGAUUAAAAUGUCUACCAGGUAUACUAAAAUUGGACCUUAGUCCUAGACCAGAAGAACUGCCUAGAUGUUUGGAUCCUGAUCUCAGAAGAUUAGUGCCAUAUCCUGAUGAAAAAAGUCGGCCAGUCAAAGAAAUACUUGAAUUUCCGAGCGAAGUUAUUUCGCCAGAUUUGACGUAUCGAAAUCUCCUAUACAUUUAUCCAAAGGAAGCAAACUUCAGUUCAAGAACUGGUUCUGCACGAAACAUCGCCGUAAGAAUUCAACUUAUGGGUGGUGAACAGGAGGCUGAUGCACUAACAGCUAUUUUUGGAAGAUCAUCGUGUCCCGAAAUGACUCACGAAUGCUUCACUUCCGUUUCUUAUCACAAUAAGAAUCCAAACUUUUACGACGAAGUGAAAAUUCGACUUCCUGCUGAUUUGAGUGCAAAACAUCAUUUGCUAUUUACGUUUUAUCAUAUUAGUUGCCAGAAGAAGGCGGAACAACCGAAUGUUGAGACUGCUGUAGCAUAUACGUGGUUGCCACUUUUGAGAGAUGGACAUCUACAAUCAGGGGAAUUCAGUCUACCCGCGAUGCUGGAUCCACCACCAGCAAAUUAUUCAUAUAUUGCACCUGAUGUUCUUCUACCAGGUACAAGAUGGGUGGAUGCUCAUAGAGGCGUUUUUACUGUGAUUUUGGAGCCAGUUUCUAGCGUUCAUCCUCAGGAUAAAUACAUUGAUAGAUUUCUAUCACUGUGUGGUUUCUUGGAAACUGGCCAAGUACCUCCACGCAUUGGUGAAGCAGGGAUGGAAUCGGAAUUAAAAUCAGCGCUAUUGGAAUUGGCAAGAGCAUCACAUUCUGCUUUGGUACGAUCGCUACCUCAAUUGCUAGAUCAAUUAAUAUCCCUAUUAGUGCGACCUCCAACACUACCAUCUCAACCACUGAAUGUGGCAGCAACCGUAUUCGAGGCUAUAGGUUUGCUAGUACGAAAUAUUACCAAUCUACCUGAUGGUCAAUUAGAUGCUCACGGAAGACACGCGCUUCUAGCAACCUAUAUUGCUUAUCAAUGCUCUUUACCAAGGAUGACACAUGCUCCUGGUAUUGUUCGAGCUCAAAGCAACCCUGACCUGCCUCUAGAAGAUUUAGAAAUGGAGGUACACUCUAGAGGAUUGGAUCGAACAGCCUCUAUGCGUCAAGAAUCGCCUUCUAUAAAUAGCCAACCUACCAGAAGGCUUCUACACGAAGAACUAGCGUUACAUUGGGUUGUAUCGACAGGACAGGCACGAGAAUUGGCUGUUACAUAUUCAUGGUUCUUCUUGGAAUUGAUCGUUCGCUCUAUGGUUGUGACAUUAGCAGAAAUGGGAAUGUUGGAGGCUCCCCGAAAGACGAGAUUCUCUCCCCAGUUCUGUGAUGACGUGGCAACACUUACUGCAACGUUGACUUCAGAGGUGACUUCACGAUGUGGAAAGGAGAACAGGGUACCCAAUAAUCUAAUAUCAAGUCUAGGCAACUUUCUUUCUGAUCUACUAUCAGUGAUGGACCGAGGAUUCGUUUUGUCCCUAACUCGUGCUGCCUGUUGCUCUCUGUCAGAUGCAUCUAUGCACAUUCCCGAUUCAGCUGCACUUUACGCGUUGAAAUUGGACCUUGUACGGACAAUAUGCUCUCACGAGCAUUACGUGGCACUCAAUUUGCCGUUUGGAACUGGAUAUACGUCGGGAUCGGCGCCAGCUUCUCCCAGUCCAUCAACUGGAAGUUCUGGCAGUCUGAUAUCUACCUUAGUACCUGGAGAUCGAGCUAGAUUUUCUGAGCUCAGUCAGGAGUUCCGACAGCAACACUUUUUAGUAGGAAUUGUUUUAUCAGAUUUGUCGAAUACUCUAGAAAUACCAAAUCCUAUGCUUCAAAACAAAGCUAUUGGGACCAUUCGACAUCUUAUGGCGUGCCAUGACGUUGAUUCACGAUAUUCUGAUCCUGCUGCAAAAGCUAGAGUCGCUGCUCUCUAUCUGCCACUUUUGAAUAUUAUAAUGGAUGCUCUACCACAACUCUAUCAUUGGGAUUCAAAGGACAAGAGCGUUUAUCCAGACGAAUCUGGUUCUAUUACACAAUCUGUGGCUUUAGCCAUAGCUGGUGGAGUUUCUGCAGACACUGCAGGGACUCAAUGUAGAGUUUCCUUGAGUUCAGAGGCUACAAGACAUCUCUUGAUGUGUGUCUUGUGGGUGCUUAAGGGGUUGGAACAGUCUGCUUUAGCACAGUGGUGCUCAGAACUAAGUUCUAGACGUAUACUGUGUCUUCUUCAAGUUCUCAAUAUUGCCACUGCAGCUUUUGAAUAUAAAGGGAAAAAGGCGCUGAAGAGACUGCCUCCACAGGCGGCAGCUACAAGUGAUAUUCGAUCUAGAUUGGAGGAUGUGAUUCUUGGCCAAGGAAGCGCCAGAAGCGAGAUGAUGUUGAGAAGAAAAGAGAGAAUGAGUGGGGACAAACUUAGGUGGCGUAAAGAUCAGAUGCCUUAUAGAUCCUGCGAACAGUCAGAAGGCAGAGCUGUGGAGCAAGAUGCUCAUAUAGAAGGUGCGUUAGCAGCAGAAGCUUCUCUGGUAGUUUUGGAUACUUUAGAAACAGUUGUCCAAGCUGAUGGAGGAGGAGGUGCGGUUGUAGGAGCCGUAUUAAAAGUGCUUUUGAGAGCAUUAGCAAGAAAUCAGAGCACAUCUGUGUUACAACAUAUGUUUAAUACCCAGAGAGCUUUGGUAUUUAAGUAUCAUAGUGCUCUGUUUGACGAGGAAAGCGAAAGAUGCGGUGAUCUGUGUUUGACAUUACUCACUAGAUGCAGCUCACCUCUAAGUGCUGUUCGGAGUCAUGCUGCUGCCAGUCUUUAUUUAUUAAUGAGGCAAAAUUUCGAAAUUGGAAAUAAUUUUGCCAGAGUUAAAAUGCAAGUCACCACGUCCUUGUCUGCCCUUGUUGGAAGAGGGAGAGCUCCUAGUGAAGGAGCACUUAGGAGAGCAUUAAAAACAGUGUUAGUAUAUGCUGAAAGGGAUACAGAAUUAGCAGACACAAGCUUUCCAGAACAAGUGAAGGAUCUUUUGUUCAAUCUACAUAUGAUUCUGUCUGAUACUGUUAAAAUGAAGGAAUUCCAGGAGGAUCCAGAAAUGCUUUUAGAUCUCAUGUAUAGAAUUGCAAAGGGAUAUCAAGGUUCACCAGAUCUUAGACUCACAUGGUUGGCAAAUAUGGCUCAGCAGCAUAUGGAAAGAAAGAAUCACACAGAGGCAGCUAUGUGUUUAGUGCACAGUGCUGCUUUAGUAGCAGAAUAUUUACACCUCUUGGAGCCAGGAGGUGGCGGGCGACCAGUAGGAGCUGUUGCUUUAGCUCCUAUCACACCAAAUGCUUUAGAAGAGAGUGCAGUAGGAGAUGAUGUACUGGCAAGAAGAGAGGAAGGUUUAUGUUUAGGACCGGAUUUUUCAGAAAGUGGUUUAGCUGGUUUGCUGGAACAUGCUGCCAGCUCUUUUCAUACAGCUGGAAUGUAUGAAGCUAUUCCUGACGUAUAUAAGGUGCUGCUUCCAAUAGCAGAAGCCGCACACGAUUACAAAAAAUUAGCUAAUAUUCAUGGAAAACUUCAUGAAGCAUAUACACGAGUGGAACAAUUAGCGGGAAAACGAGUAUUUGGAACAUAUUUCAGAGUUGGAUUUUAUGGUGGGCGUUUUGGUGAUCUUGCUGGUGAAGAAUUCGUUUAUAAAGAACCGACUUUGACAAAGCUACCAGAGAUAUUCUCGAGGCUCGAGAAUUUCUAUGCUGAACGAUUUGGCGCGGAAAAUAUUGUAAUAAUAAAAGAUUCGAACCCUGUAGACUCCAGCAAGUUAGAACUAGAUAAAGCCUAUGUUCAGAUCACAUAUGUGGAACCAUAUUUUGAACCACAUGAGCUUAGGCAUAGACCAACUAUUUUUCAUAGAAAUUUUAAUAUUAAGCGAUUUGUGUAUGCAACGCCAUUUACUCCUGGUGGUAAAGCUCAUGGAGAAUUAAGAGAACAGUGCAAACGUAAAACUAUACUAACAGUAGCUACACACUUUCCUUAUCUAAAGACAAGGAUUCGCGUGGUUGCUAGGAAGCAAAUAGUUUUAAGUCCAAUUGAAGUUGCAAUUGAAGAUAUACAAAAGAAAACUGCAGAGGUUGCAGCAGCUACAGCUCAAGAACCACCUGAUGCAAAGAUGCUACAGAUGGUUCUUCAAGGUUGCAUUGGAACAACAGUUAAUCAAGGUCCUGCAGAAGUUGCUGUUGUGUUUCUUUCUGGUUUAAGGGAACAGAAUGCACAGCCCACUCGACUGCAGCAUAAAUUACGCCUAUGUUUCAAGGAUUUCUCAAAGAAAUGUCUGGAUGCUUUGAAAAGAAACAAAAAUUUAAUUGGGCCAGAUCAACGAGACUAUCAACGAGAAUUGGAAAGAAAUUACCAAAGAUUAACAGAAAGACUUUCUCCUCUUAUUGCAUGGAGUGGACCUUCAUUAACAAAUCAACAAAGUAUACCAUCAACAUCACCUCGUUGGUAAAAUGGCUGAAUACUGCUAAUCAACAGUUACCAAAGAUCACUGAUGCAAGUAUUUAGUGUUCAUAAAAUAUCAGCAGCAUGUGCUCUUAUAUAGACAUACAUAUUAUAUUUAUAUCCAUUCAUUUUUUAUAAGGAUAAAGCAUUUUGAUCUGCUGGUAUCAAAGUGUCUGCCUUAGACAGUUUAAAAAUAUAAGACUAGAUCAAAAUAUAAGAUUAGAUCAUUAUUAUUAAUUCAGAACGAUUAUUAAGUAGAGAAGGGGAACUUAUUUGAGACAACAGACUUUUUGAUAAUAAUAAAAUGAAAGCAUUAUUUCUUAUAGAAAUAACUCAUUUUUUCAGACAGAUGAUACAGACACAUGGGAAUUGAUAUUUUGCUUUUCAUAGUCUUUUUAUACACUGCUUUUGACUAAACAUUACAUAGUGACAAUUAACAUAGUAGGUAAACAAGAAUGUCAAUACUAAAGUUAUAACAAUAAUUUUUUAUCUAACCGUCUUUUCAAUAAUUGUAUUUUGUAAUUAUAUUUAACAUGAAUUUAUUUACUGUG
This is a messenger RNA of Bombus pyrosoma, 6700 nucleotides long. RefSeq names its product dedicator of cytokinesis protein 7 (gene Zir). Gene Ontology annotation, molecular function: guanyl-nucleotide exchange factor activity. The record is from RefSeq and is a predicted model, not a curated record. NCBI's taxonomy places the organism in Eukaryota, Metazoa, Arthropoda, Insecta, Hymenoptera, Apidae. Gene Ontology annotation, biological process: small GTPase-mediated signal transduction; positive regulation of GTPase activity. The coding region runs from base 145 to 6156 and encodes 2003 amino acids. The transcript has 19 exons.